CAUAAUAUUAUUAUCUGUUUAUAACAGAAAAAACAACACACAUAUACACACAGACAAAUACCAUGUAUGACGCCCAAAUUCGAUCGAUUUUUCGCCACCGCCAUCAUAAUCAUCAUCAUUAUCAUUAUAAUAGACACCAUUUUAGAAUGGCACCAAUAAGCUCUUGGUUCAUCGUACUACUUAUAUCGAUCAUUUCGCUUGGAGCAGUGAUUGAUUGUCGGCGACAACAGCAACAACAACAGCCAUCGUCAACAACAAUAACGAAGCGUUCAUCAUCAUCAAAAUUUGUCGAUGAAAAUGAUUCGAUUGAUUAUUUUAAUAUAAAUAAUAAUAAUAAUAAUGGUGAUGAAAUUGACGAAGAAUUUGAUGAUUUUAAUUGUCCGGAAAAAUUUGGUUAUUAUCCGGAUGAAAAAAAUUGCUCAAGAUAUCAUCUUUGUGAUCAUGGAAAAUCUCGACUAAAAUCAUGCGAUGAUGGAUUAGUAUUUAGUACGAUAUUGAAAACAUGUGAUUGGCCUUACAAUGUACAUUGUAAUCAUGGCAAUGGUGAUAGAGGUGAUUUUGUAGGAAAACAUCUUCGUUUACGUAAUAAUGGUGAUGCGGAUGACAAAAUUAAUAAUGAUGAUAAUAAUAUUGAUAAAUCGUCGAAAAAUCGUCGACAACCAGUAUUGUCAAAUGAAGCUGAUGAUAGCUAUUGGCUUGGUCGUCCAAAUAGUGAUCUAUUGGCUUAUUUGGAUGAUAAUGAUAAUAAUUAUCAUGAUAUUCAUCAUGAAAAUUUUCAGGAUUUUGAUAUUCCACGACGAAUUGUUACGAAUACAAAUCGUGUGCAGAAUGGCGAAAUAGAGAACAAACAAAUCGAUGAUGGCGGACAACCAUGGUUUCAGAAUGUAAAUUUUGAGCAACGUCGACCAAUGACAACAUCAUCACAAACGACUACUUCGGCUAAUCAACGCGGAAAUCAAGGUUGGCGUAGCACUAAACCUGUUAUUAACACCUCAACAACACGUACACCAACUUUAUUGCCUCGAAAAGCAGUAAGUUCCAGGGAUAAUAUCGAAAAUGAAGAAGAUUUUCUACUUACUGAUAAUGGUGCUCAUCGUCGUAUUCCGGAAAAUGAUCUUGGUGAUUAUCGACGAAAACCACCGAAAAAUGAUCGCGAUAGUUAUCGAAUUGUUUCUUUUCAACAACCAAAUCCAAUAACAACAAAUGAUCCACAGACAACUACGACUACAACAAGAUCACAACCGAUUUGGUUUCAACAAACAACACCACCACCAACGACCACAAGGCAAACGGCAACACAAAUUGGAUCACGGCCUAGACAUCUCGGAACUUCUGUACGACGCAAAGUUAUUCGCAAAAAAAUUAUUCCACAAAUUACGACAACAACUUCAACAACGUCAACAUCGGCACCAACUUUUAAAAAUGUAGCCGAUUUUUGGAACAAUAAUGAUCCUUGGAAAUCCUCUCGUUAUGAAUCGAAUCAACCAACUUUGAAUCCAACAACCGUCAGUCCAAAACCUAUCGGCUCAAUUCGACGAACCAUACCGAAAUUCGAAAAUCGACAACGUUUUGAACGAAAGCCUGUACUACGCGAUGAAAGUGAAGAUGCCAAUGAACGAAUAAACGAUGAUGAUGAAGAUGAUGAUGUUGUUGCUGGCAGAAAUUUUGUUUACAAUACUCCCGAGAUAGUACGAAAUAGAAAUAAUUCAAGUCACCGCCUUGAUAAUGAUUUAUUAAUACCGAAAAAUAAGGUUAAAGAUGUUUCAAAUAAUAUCAAUAAUAAUGUAAGAUUUCGACCGACCACUGCAAGGCCUUCGAUAAAUCAACCUGUAACACCAUCAACUGUAACAACAACAACUAGUAAUAGAAAUAAUAAUCAAAAUUUAAACAAUGCAUUCGAUGCUGGUUUCCGUCAUGCAAUAUUGCCAAUAAAUCGUCCAAUUAGUUCAUCAUUACAACAUCAACCACCACCGCCAAAUAUUGCUACCGAUAUUGAAUAUGAAGAUUUAGAAAAUGAUGACGACGAUGAUGAUGAUGAAGAUGUUGAUGAUAUUAGUGCCAAUGAUGAUGAUAAUAACAACAAUAGUCGAUCAAAUAGUGAAAAUAAUAAUAAUCAAUCAUUGAAUAAUAACAAAGAAAUUGUUGUUCGCUAUGAUGAUGAUGCUGACGAUAAUCAUCAUCAAAAUCAUCAUUUGGAUACAAGACGACCACAAUUUUCUACAAAUCAGCAACAGUUUUCAAACAAUACGAACAACAAUCGUUUUCAAACAACAACAAGAAAUAUUGCAUUACAAUCGCCAAAAUUAACAAGAUUAUCUAAUAAUAAUGAAAAUAUCAAUACAUUCAAUCCUAAUCGACGAUCAAUACUAAAUGAUUCAGUUGGUUAUGGAAAGAAAAUUUUAACAACAACAUUACCAACAACAACAACAACUACAACUCCGACGACUCUUUUAUCGAUAAAAUCUACAAAACCUACAAUGAAACCACAAUUAGAAUUAUCUACAAUCAGCAAUGAAACGAAGGAUAAAAAAUCUAAAGUUUCAAUCACGAUUGGAAAACCAAAAAAACUAAAGCAAAAAUUACCGGCUGUCAUAAAUAAUAGUACGAGACAAAUUCGAAAAGUAUUGGAAAAAGUUCCAUUACAGAAUCAGCCAAACAAAUUAACAACCAACAAAAUUAAACGACAAGAAUCAAAGAUUCGGAAACAAAAUAACACUAUCUUGAUUGAAAAUUCUAAACAUGUUGUUACAUCUUCAUCGACAUCAUUAAUAAAUAAUACUGAUGUUGAUCAUUCAAAUAAAAAUGAUAGUAAUAAUCAUAGUAGUAGAAAAACUAUCAAAUUAAUUGGCAAUAGGCCAUCAACGAUACCACGAAUAAAUGAAUCGAAAAACAUAACGAAGGGAAAUAAUAAUUCAUCUUUGUUAGGCAUCAAUCAUAUAAGCGGAAAUAAUAAAACUUUGGAAAUUAGUGCACGAAAUCAAAAUAAAUUUGUUGAUUCGAAUAGAUCGAAUAAAUCUAAAUCAAAAGAUAGAACAAAAUUGAUACAACCGAAAACGGAUAAUGAUAAUGAUUCACGACCAGUUGCAAGAUUUUUUUUCGGUUCGAAUCAAGGCCGAAAACGAUUUCAGAUUAAUGUACCAGAUAAGGAAUGGCGAACAUUUGAUGAUUCAUCACAAUCCUCCAAAUCAUCAAAAUCAUUACCACCAUCAACAUCAUCAUCAUCCUCAUCAGUAUCAUUACGGGCGCCACCAUCGCAACGAAUUCUAACAUUCAUACCAAAAUAUGAAAAUUAAAAUUUAAAAUUUAUUAAUCUAA
Dermatophagoides pteronyssinus (European house dust mite) is the source of this 3315-nucleotide messenger RNA. RefSeq lists its product as uncharacterized. Gene Ontology annotation, molecular function: hydrolase activity, acting on carbon-nitrogen (but not peptide) bonds; chitin binding. Gene Ontology annotation, cellular component: extracellular region. The record is from RefSeq and is a predicted model, not a curated record. Gene Ontology annotation, biological process: carbohydrate metabolic process. NCBI's taxonomy places the organism in Eukaryota, Metazoa, Arthropoda, Arachnida, Sarcoptiformes, Pyroglyphidae.